AUGGACACCGUCGUUCCGAUUCCGUGCUCGGCCACCAUCGAAAGUGGAACGGCGAAUGCGGGAUACUUCACUCCGAAAGGAUAUUUGAACCAGUCUAUUGUCAAAGAGUGAGUGCUCCCCAAACAAGAUCAACUUCUUAACAUCUUCUGAACUCCAGAGCAGAAGCUGUUCGCGAGAAGAGAGUGGAAAGCCCCCGUUACUCGACGACGUCCUCCGAUUACCAGGUGCCGGUGUCUCCCUCCUCGAGAUUCCCUUCGUCUUCUCCGCUCAUCGUCAUCAGGUACGACCGUCUGAGUCAUCGCUUAUUGUUUCUGACUGUGAUUGAUAUAGAUUACUGUAUUUGGAAGUUAAUUUCCGCUUUAUUGAGAGUGAUUCUUGUUUUCAGUCCGCCGAAAGACGACGCCGCGCCGAUCACAGUGCUCCCGACGGCAGUCCGUCAGAUGCCGGACACCCACCGCCGUUCCCUGACAGUCGCCAUCAUCGCCGCCCUCCUCGUCUUCCUCGCCGUCGUCUUCAUGCUUCUUCUCGUGCUCAACGCUUAG
Molecule: messenger RNA, 542 nt
Organism: Caenorhabditis sp. 36 PRJEB53466
Lineage: Eukaryota; Metazoa; Nematoda; Chromadorea; Rhabditida; Rhabditidae
Source: the annotation of a GenBank genome assembly